AUGGAUGUAUCGGCUCUGGCCAAGAAACUGUGGUGCGUCCACAAGCAGCUCAUCCUCGUCUUCACGCCACUGCUGUUUCUACCUCUCAUAUUUGCACUCCCGGAGAAGGAGGGAAAAUGCCUGUAUGUUGUGGUUCUGAUGGCCACGUUCUGGUGCACGGAGGCCCUUCCUUUAGCAGUGACAGCGAUGCUCCCAGUGUGUCUGUUCCCCACUCUGGGCAUCCUUACAUCCAAAAAGGUGUGUCCGCAGUACUUCCUGGAGACUAACUUCCUGUUCUUGAGCGGGCUGCUGAUGGCGUCGUCCAUUGAGGAAUGGGGCCUGCACCGAAGAAUCGCACUCAAAGUGCUGAGCAUUGUCGGAGUUCAACCAGCCUGGCUGAUCCUGGGGAUGAUGCUGACCACCUCCUUCUUGUCCAUGUGGCUUAGUAACACAGCCACGACCGCCAUGAUGCUGCCAAUCGCCAACGCCAUCCUGGAGAGUCUGUUUGGAGACCUGGAGGAGCUGAAACGCAAAUGCAGAAGCAAAGAGGAGCCAGAGAACGAUGCCAUUAAUGGUCACUCUACUGUCAAGCUGCAUUCACUUCCCUCCAUACCAUCGGAAAAACAAAUCUUAUCAAUAGAUAUCGAGGAGGCACCGGAACCCCCAGAAACACGCACUUCAGACGAGAUCCAGUCUGAGGCUCAGUACCAGCUCAAGGUCUGGAAAGGGUUCCUCAUCUGUAUCCCAUAUGCAGCCAGCAUUGGAGGGACCGCCACCCUGACCGGCACCGCACCGAACCUCAUCCUCAUCGGGCAACUCAAGAGUUACUUCCCCGAAUGUGACCUGAUAAACUUUGGUUCGUGGUUUGCCUUUGCCUUCCCGCUCAUGCUGCUCUUCCUGUUCGUGGGCUGGCUCUGGAUUGCGUUUCUGUAUGGAGGAUUGAACACACGGUUGUGCUUUAAACGAGAGGACCACAGGGCGAAGGCAGAGGCCAGGGCCGCAGCGCUGAUUGUGGAAGAUUACAAAAAGCUGGGGCCCAUAAAUUUCGCAGAAGGCGCAAUCUCGUUCUUUUUCCUGGUGUUUGCGAUUCUCCUGUUCACUAGAGAUCCCAAGUUUGUCACUGGUUGGGCUGUGUUUUUUAAAAAGGGGUAUGUUUCAGAUGCGGUCACUGGAGUCAUCAUUGUGUCCGUCCUGUUCUUUUUCCCGUCACAGAAACCUUCACUGCGCUGGUGGACUGAUCCACAUGCGUCCAACACUCCGUACGUCCCUCUUUUGUCGUGGAAAAAGGCCCAGGACUCAGUUCCCUGGAACAUCAUACUGCUGCUGGGAGGAGGCUUCGCUAUGGCCAAGGCCUGUGAGGAGUCUGGUCUGGCCUUUUGGAUCGGCGCUCACCUCGAGCCCUUGGCACAGGUCCCUCCGCCUGCAGCUGUCAUGCUCAUCACCGCUUUCCUCGCCUGCUUCACAGAGUUCGCCUCCAACACUGCCACCAUCAUCAUAUUCUUACCUGUCAUUGCUGAACUGGCUCUUCGAGUGUCGGUGAACCCACUCUACUUCAUGAUACCUGCCACAGUAGGAUGCUCCUAUGCUUUCAUGCUGCCAGUGUCCACUCCUCCGAACUCCAUCGCUUUUGCAUCGGGACAUCUCCGGAUUAAAGACAUGGUGAAGACGGGUGUGGUCAUGAACAUCCUGGGCAUCAUGUGUGUGUCUUUGGCCAUGAACACUUGGGGCGUGGCCAUGUUUGACCUGAACUCAUAUCCUGAAUGGGCCCAUUCCAUCAACAGCACUGCAGCAGACACCAGCAUCAAGAUUUCAACUUUCCAAAACUCUACGCUCUGA
Molecule: messenger RNA, 1815 nt
Organism: Knipowitschia caucasica
Lineage: Eukaryota; Metazoa; Chordata; Actinopteri; Gobiiformes; Gobiidae
Source: the annotation of a GenBank genome assembly